AUGGAAGACUUACGAAAGGAAUUGAUCAAAAAAAUAGUAAAUGGUUGCAGGCAGUACAACGUGCACACAACUAAAGACUUUGCUUCUUUUUUGUUUACUUUAUAUCAAUUGAAUCCUGAGUACGAAAUCAAAAAGGACGACGACGAACGCAACACUGUAAUUGUCGAGACGAUAGUGGAAAAAAUACACAACCAAGACAGAGCAAGUUUAACGAUAUUAAAGAAUCAAUUGUACUUUUCCAAACAUUAUCAUGAAAAAGAGGAAACUAUUAAACGGCACAGACUACGUUUACACCAAAAAACGGGGCCUAUGGUAGCGGAAAUCUGCGAAACUGAUAAAAUCUCCGACAAUCAAGAAGCUGAAAAGUUGUAUCAGAAGAUGUUAGUGGUUAUCACUGUACUGAGUGGUCUUGGAAAUCCUACCGUACCAAGUGUACUUCGAGAAGUCUCGGUAGCGUUACAAAGCGUUUUCCAACCUUCGGAAUUAGAACAAUAUGUGAAAAUGUCUAAGCGAGAGAAGGAGGAACAUUUGAUGGAACUGAUGUGCAUAGUCGCAGGGAUACGUUUGUUUAACAGAGAUUGUCAACGUGGCGGAGAAGGCAUAGACGAUUUGCCAGCCAUUCUACAAGAAGCUGUUAAAAAGACUCACGAGUCCAUUAUCGAAUUUCUGGAACAUUUAAUGUCGAAGAUUUACAAGUUCACCGCAGCCGUGGAGAAGUCUGUCGUAAUGAAAGCGAUAAUACCGUUCGGAAUCUUUACGAAGAAAAAUGUAAACUGGGUGAAGGAAAUGUUGACUGCCUGUCGGCAACAAGAGAUUUAUGUCAGAAAAUUAUUGAGCGACGUGGAGCACAGCGACAAACAGAUCCACGACAUUAUGGAAAAACUUCAGGGAAGACUGUUCAAGCUUCACGACACCGUGAGAUAUAGAACCGCCAUACCCACUGUUCAAGUCUACCCGCAAUUCAUCGAUCUAGCCGACAUAUGGAUGGGAUUGCAGGACGAGGUGAUCGUAUUGAGUAGCUUCAACAAUUUCCUUUGGGAAUUGCAAAGUCUCGGCAUAAAGACGGUGAGUGUCUUCAAUGAAACGAUACUGGACGAUAUGCUGGGCUCCGAGGAAAUUCUCACGGAUGCUGAGAGAUUGGAACGAACUAUGGGCAAUAUAAUAACGGAAUGCGGUGACUGUACCCUUUAUUAUCCGAACGAAACGAAGGAUUUUGAUAACAUAAAUCUGGAGUUCUUAGGAUUUUGCGCGUGGACGUUCGUAGACGGCCAAGGAGCUCUGAUACCGGGAAACCCGAAUAACGGAGUUGCCAAAUGGAAAGGAAGAUAUUAUGUGUUCUGUUCGAAGAAUGCGGCCGAAAAUUUUGGAAAAGAUCCUGACAAUUGCAUUUACGAUGCCCUCGAUUUCAUACGUAAUAAUUUGGAGUACGUGUACCUGUUCCAAGUAUACAAGGAUAUUCAAAAUCUAAAAACACACGAGAUACCAUCGGCAGAAGGGCCUCAAUUAAAAACCAUCCAGCAUCAAAUGGUCCAAACGGACGUUCAUAUACUUCCACCCCUUAUCGAUAAGGACUAUAGCUCAAAUGUUUGGGAAUUCAGAAGAAGAGCUUUGCAUUUGGCAACCAUAAGACACUAUGCAACGCAUAGCACGCAAACGGAUAAGUCAAACUUCCGAUACGGUGUUUACGUACAAGCUGCUCCGCCCCGGGACAAACAGAUUCAAACGAGAAGAGAUAAUUAUAUGAAUACAAAGAAACUGUUGACUUACAUAUUUGGUCUACGGGGAAGAUACGAUGACAAUCAACAUGUAUUAUCCUUCUUGGAAGAGGAGUUGGAACACUUAUAGGUGUACGGCUUCAUGGAUGCGAAUGAACAAAAUGGAUAGGAUGUAUCGAGGAUUAUCGACGCAUGAAAACAGCUACAACGAGCACCCUUUAAAAAAAAAAAGAAAGCAAUAUUUUUUAAUGACAUUUUCAAAUACAUUUAUGGAAUAUCAGGACAAUUCGCAUUUUUUUGUUUUGUUCUUUGUUUAAAAAAGAAAUUAAUAUUAUUUUACUUUAUCAUUCCGUGCACACAAUUCUUGUUAUCCGCGUUGUAAUGUUUCCCUUAGUCUUAUCGUGGAACGUCGUCAAUUUCAUUUUCUUGGUGGCUUUUACUGAUUUAGGCCAGCAUUCGUAUUAAUUUAUAUUCAAAAUACACAAAUUCAUUCCAUACAUCGAGGUAUGGAUAUAUCCGGUGUAGAAGUAACUUCCUUACCUCGCACCACGAACCUAACUUAUUCUCUACUCUUCAACAUUGCGCAGUGCUGAACAUACUGUGACUUUUUUUUUGUUUGUUUAAUAUGCAUACAUCGUACCUUCGCUGAAAUACAUUAUUCACGUCAUUUUUUACCAUUAAAUCUUAAAAGUUAGGUCAAUUUUUUUUACACCAAGAAACCUAUAUUACGACAAUAAUUAGUAAUUACACGAUAAUACAAUUAAAUUUCACUUAGUCAUAAUUUCAGUGUAUAAUGUAACUAUUAUACAGAAGAGGUACAGGAUGUUGAUUUUUCUUUUGUAUCAUCUUUCUCUUUAUUUUUACCGUACUUUAUUUAUUUUUUUCUCUCUUUUUUUUAAAAUUAAUUUUACCUCAUAUUCUCUCUCUCCUUUUUGUUAACAAAAUGAAUUUUGCCCUAUUACAUCCAUUGGUGAAAAAUAACAGACAUCAAAAGAGGAUGAAAAUAUUGUGUGAUACUUGAGUGGCAGCUUAUAAUUUAAAA
Osmia lignaria (orchard mason bee) is the source of this 2757-nucleotide messenger RNA. RefSeq names its product cilia- and flagella-associated protein 206. Gene Ontology annotation, cellular component: ciliary basal body; axoneme. NCBI's taxonomy places the organism in Eukaryota, Metazoa, Arthropoda, Insecta, Hymenoptera, Megachilidae. Gene Ontology annotation, biological process: regulation of cilium beat frequency. The record is from RefSeq and is a predicted model, not a curated record.